Molecule: messenger RNA, 6442 nt
Organism: Rhinolophus ferrumequinum (greater horseshoe bat)
Lineage: Eukaryota; Metazoa; Chordata; Mammalia; Chiroptera; Rhinolophidae
Gene: ZNF605
Product: zinc finger protein 605
Exons: 5
Coding region: 809-2830 (673 amino acids)
Biological process (GO): regulation of transcription by RNA polymerase II; central nervous system development
Cellular component (GO): nucleus
Molecular function (GO): RNA polymerase II cis-regulatory region sequence-specific DNA binding; DNA-binding transcription factor activity, RNA polymerase II-specific
Source: RefSeq, a predicted model, not a curated record
CUGCGUGCACACUUCCGCCGUCGGGUUUUGUCAGUCUUGGUGCUGCGGCCCCAAGGGGCGAAGGUGUAUAGUACUGGCGCGGGGACAGUGAGGCUUCGGUCCUGGGGACUGCUUCCGCGACAGCCCCAGUCCCGCGGUGAUAUGCACGCGGACCGCUUCGAGCGUGCACGAACCGACCUCGGAUCCGGCGCACGAAAGGCCCGGGAGGACGGCCCCGCCGCGCAGGCGCGGAUUCUGGUCCAGGCUGAUGGGAGCAGAGUGCCAGCACCCCAGGCUGCAAGCCCGUUUCUGUUUACCGUCCUGCCUGGACAGGUACCUAAGCAAGUGAUUUCAUCCACGUGCCCCCGGAAAUGUUGCAGCAGAAUGAGUGAGCCCAGUUUGUAAUUUCAGACUUUGUGGGUGUCUGCAGAGCGCUGGCUGUGCUGGUCCUCUGGUGAGUUUGGUGGAACCAGUGAGGCGAGUGGCUUCAAUCUGGCGUUUCCCACUGGGAGCCAGGGCUGCACAGCACAGUGGCAGGCCCAGCUGGGACAUGCCAGCAGCUGGCUGUCCAGCCACUUCUGAGUGGAGUCUCGCAGACAACUCAUCAGAGUUCCCAGUCGUGGAAAUGAAGUACACCAUCAAAAAGAAAACUCCCACUGCGUCUCCAGGCUGUGGCUCUCAGGAACAGAUGACUCGUGCGAGAUAAGAGGGGAAAGGCUCAGGACUGGGGGGGUGUUCCUCCAGUCUGCAGACCUCAACCAGACACCCCUCUCAGCGCAUCAGGACAGAGAGAAGUCCCAGAACGGCAGAUUUCCCAAAGCAGCAGAAAAUGAUUCCGUCGCAGAUAUCGUUUGAGGACGUGGCGGUGGCUUUCACGUUGGACGAGUGGCAGCUGCUGAGCCCCACCCAGAAGAGCUUGUACCGGGAUGUGAUGCUGGAGAACUACAGUAAUUUCGUGUUCCUGGGUUGUGAAAUUACUAAGCCUGAUGCAGUUUUCAAGCUGGAGCCAGAAGAGCCCUGGGUAAUAACUGAAGAAGUCCUGAGUCAGAACCCUUCGGAGGAACUCUGGCUAGAUAAUAAUCUCAAAAUGUGGCACCAGAAUAAUCAAGACAAACUUCAAAGUACAGAGAGCAACCAUGGAUAUGAUGUUUUUGGGAAAAUACUCCAUUCAAGCAUUAACUUUGUUCGUUUAGGAGUGAGACCCUGUAAAUCUGGCACUGGUGUAAAAAGUUUGAAACAUCCUUUUGAUUUUCUUAUUCCAAAAAAUAACUGUGGAAGAAAGAAUCUUGAGUUCAGUAAGAAAUUGUUAUUCUACAUCAAACAAGACAGAACCCAAGGUGGAAUAAAAUACUGUGAUUGCUAUAUAUGUAGGCAAGUCAGCAGUAAAGAGUCAUGGCUUAUUACAAACCAUAUAACACACACAGGAGUCUAUUUAUGCAUGGAAUGUGGAAAAGUGUUUAACAAGAAGUCACAGCUUGUUAUACAUCAGAGAACUCAUACAGGAGAGAAACCCUAUGGAUGCAGUGACUGUGGGAAAGCCUUCUCACAGAAGUCACUGCUCACUAUCCAUCAAAGGACUCAUUCAGGAGAAAAACCAUAUGGGUGUGGUGAAUGUCCAAAAGCUUUCAGUAGGAAGUCUCUCCUCGUUUUACAUCAGAGAACACACACGGGAGAGAAGCCCUAUGGAUGCAGCGAGUGUGGGAAAACCUUCAGCAGGAAGUCACAGCUUAAAAGACAUCAGAUAACUCACACAAUAGAGAAACCCUAUGGCUGCAAUGACUGUGGGAAAUCUUUCUCCCAGAAAUUAAAGCUCAUCACACAUCAGAGAACACAUACAGGAGAGAAACCCUAUAAAUGUGGUGACUGUGGGAAAGCCUUCUUUUGGAAGUCACAGCUCAUUACUCAUCACAGAACUCAUACAGGGAAGAAACCGUAUGCGUGUAGUGAGUGUAAAAAAGCCUUCAGCAGGAACUCACUGCUCAUCAGGCAUCAGAGGAUUCACACAGGAGAGAAACCCUACGAAUGUGGUGACUGUGGUGAAGCCUUCAUCAGAAAACCACAGCUUAUUAGACACCAGAUAACUCACACGGGAAAGAAGAACUACCAGUGCGGUGACUGUGAAGAAGCCUUCUUUAAGAAGUCAGAGCUCAUCAGACAUCAAAAGCUUCAUUUAGGAGAGAAGCCCUAUGGGUGUGUUGAGUGUGGAAAAACCUUCUUUGGGAAGUCACAGCUUUUAACACAUCAGAGAACUCACACUGGAGAGAAACCUUACGAAUGCAGUGACUGUGGGAAAGCCUUCACCCAGAAGUCAAGCCUGAUAUCACACCAGAGGACUCAUACAGGAGAGAAGCCCUAUGAGUGCACUGAGUGUGGGAAAACCUUCAGUGAGAAGUCAAGUCUCAUUCAUCAUCAGAGAACCCACACUGGAGAAAAACCCUUUGAAUGCAGUGAAUGUAGGAAAGCUUUUGCCUGGAAACCACAGCUUCUUAGGCAUCAGAGAAUUCACACCGGGGAGAAACCCUAUGUGUGCAGUGACUGUGGGAAAGCCUUUGUUCAGAAAGUGCAGCUCAUUAAGCAUCAGAGGAAUCACACAGGAGAGAAAGCCUACAGAUGCAGUGAUUGUGCAAAAGCUUUCUUUGAGAAGGCGCAGCUGAUUAUACAUCAGAGGAUUCAUACAGGAGAGAGACCCUAUCGAUGUGGUGACUGUGGGAAGUCCUUUACUAGAAAGUCACACCUUAUGAGGCAUCAGAGAAUUCAUACAGGAGAUAAAUACUAUGGAUGCAAUGAGUGUGGGACUACCUUCAACAGGAAGUCACAGCUCAUCAUCCAUCAGAGAAAUCAUGUAAUAUAGAAACCACACAAGUGCAGUGAGCAUGGAAAGCAUGCUAGUAAAUGUCAGGCCUCCUGACACAUCUGAGGACACACACACAAGGGAAACCCUAUCAAUGCACUGACUGUGGGAAAGGCAAGCCUCACUAAAGAAUUCAGAAAGGGGAGAAUGUUUUUAAGGAGACCAUAUAAGGAAGCCUCCUCCCAGAAAACUCAGCUUACUACACAUUGAUGGCUCGUCAAUAUUGUGAUAGCACGGAACCUUUCAGUCAGAAGUGGAAGUUCAUUAAGCAUUUAGAAUACCUGAACAGGAAAAACAUUCUAUUGUCAUAACAAGUGAGAGACGUCAUUAAGAAAGGGUGACUUUUGUUAAUUUUAUUAUAUACCAGAGAAUACAUGCAUAGAGGAAAUACUGAAUAUUAGAGAUUUCGUAAGGAGGAGUAGUCCUAAUUGAAGAAUUUGCUAAGCAUGAUCCUAUUGAAAUAAUUCUGUAAGUUAUGUUCGUUGUAUAUAAAUUAUUCUAAAAGAUAGUCAUUUUUAAAUAGCAGAUGUGUUUUACGUGAAGACGUCUGCUUUCUGCCGUGGUACUAUACCAAGGGCCAGAUGGACUGUCCUGCCUAACCAGAUAAAAACUGCACAGUAUGUGUGAAAUGAUGGUUUCAGACACGUGACAGGCACAGGGUUUUCAUCCCUGACAGAAGGUGGACAAAGUGGUGGCAGUUUCCAGGCUACAGUUCAGGGAAGGGAACAGAUGCAGCCUUGCUGAAUUGAAGAGAAUUGCUGAACUGGAGUUUGGGGAGGCCACGGUAGCUAGAAUUUGCAAAGAACAGACUGGAGAGGAUGGAAAUUCCCAGGGACGGGGCUGGGCGAUCUUCAAGGAGUCCCCUUGAGCCUUUGGCUUGGUACCGAUUUGCAUGUGUGUGAAAGAAAGCUUCCUCAGACCUGAAAAGCAGCAGCUGAAUGAUUCCUGGAUCUCAGCACAGACCUCAGAAUAGUUUGUGUUCCCACCAGUCAGAGUGCAAACAUCUUUCCACACAUAGGGCAUCAGGCAGAAUUCUUAGAAGACUGCUACCUAAGUGGUGAGGGAAUUAAUCCUAGAUUGAAAGCUACUCUGGACCCACAAUGUGUGGUGUCCAAAAACUUACAAAAGAAGCAGGAAAAUGUGACUUGUAAUUAGGAGAAAAAUCAAUCAGUAGAAAGAGACCAAGAAAAAAAGACUGAAGGGGUUGGAAUUAAUACACAAGGAUGUCCAAAUAGCUAUUAUAAGUAUAAAUGGAAACGUGAAUUUACUGAAACAAAGUGGAAAAUACAUUUUUAAAAACCCACAUGGAACGUUUCAGGAUACGAAUAUCUUAAAAUUAAAAAAAAAAGUGGGUGGAAUUAAGAACAGUUUAGACCUAUAAGAAAAAAAUUAAUGAACUUGAAGAGUAAGAAUAAAAACUAUCCCAAUGAUGUACACAGAGAAAAAAGAUGGGGAGGGGAGAGAAUAGGGGAUGCAUGACAUUGAUGUAACAAGCCCCAGAGGGGAGAGAGAGAAGAGGCGAAAGAAAGUAUUUGAAUAACUAAUGGCUGACCCUUUUCCACAUAUGGUAAGAAGUAUGACUCCACAUACUCAAGAAGCUCAAAGAACUCUGCACAGAAGAAACAAAGAAACUCAUGCAUGGACAUCAUGUCAAGUGAUGAAAACCAGUGAGAACAACUCUACAGCGGAAGAGAACAACUGUAAAAAGGAAAAAGGACCCAAGAUACUCACAGAGCAAAGGAUGAGAGCACACUUCUAGAAGACAGAGGGUAACACCUUUAAAUUACUAAAAGGGAAAAACCCUGCCCCCUAGAGUGCUGUUACCCAUCGAAACGUCUUUCAAAAUGAAAGCAAAAAAGACUUUUUCAGAAAAAUACAAUCAAAGAAUUUCUCAUCUGUAGACCUACCUUCAGGAGACAUGCAAGGACGUUUUUGGGUAGUGGGAAAAGGACACAAAGUGGAGGUUUCGAUCUGCAGGAGGUCUGCAGGGGGACAGGACGAGCUCCGGAAAUGGUGAGUGUGUGGGUAAAUAUGAAAGGUUUUUUCUUCUUCUCAUUUUAAAAGGUAAUUGAGUGCUUUAAGCCAAAGCAAUGACAAUGUAUUUGGGGUUAUGAUGUAUUUCAAAGUAAAGUGUAUGGUCACAAUACUGCGUAAGUGUGAGUCUUUAAAACAAGUGACUGGCCUGUGUCAUGAGUCAGAAUCCUGUUCCUCGGCGCUCAGGAUGACCUGUUUGUAGCAGCUGCACAACAGUUGUCUGUGUUGUGGAUGUGGCCAUGUGCUGACGACCUCGACACCUGCAUACCACGUCCUUAUCUGCUCUGUGCCCUCAAGGGCUGUCCUCUAGGGACCUCCUGGCCAGGGUUGCUCUCACAUAUGAGCAGGGUGGGGGGGUGUUCUAGUAUGAGAUGGAGAUGGCACAUGGGAGGAAAAAAGCUGAGCCCUUGCCACUUAUGCUUCCUCCCUCUGGACUACGGGUGGCAGUCUCUUCUGCCUGGCUGCAGUUCCCAGCAGGCAGGUGGCCCAGCGUUCAGAUCUCCUCCCUCUCCUUGCUCCUCAGACAGGGUGUCACUAUCCUGGUUAGUUUCCUUAAUUCUGAACACACAACUAUAAAGAGUCCCUUUAUUAAGCUGUUGAUGUUUAGAGUAUCCCAUGCGCCUGCUGUGCCACGUGCUAAGCGGUGAGCACCUGGAGUUUUGAGCAUUGCAGUGCCCUAGGGCAUGGGCUGAACUGAUCAAGAUUUCCCACUGUCAAUGGCAAUGUUUUUGUGUUCAACAAUUCAGUAGAAAUUACAUCACAUAUCAAAGUUCUUUUGUUUUGUUCAGUUUUGCUGAAAAUAUAACUGGUUCAGGAGGUUGUUGCCAUCUGCCCCAUAUGCAAGUGGCCCUACAGUCAGUCAUUACUGACCCUUCAUAGGAAAACCAAGACAUCUGCGGAAUCUUGUGCUACCUCUGGGUUAGCCAGACAACCUAAAAGAAAAGCGCUGUUAUUUAUGUUAAAUGUGUGGACAAGAAAAAGCGGUAGCCCAUUACUGAGUGAGGAAGGAAAGGUGUGGACCGUGCUACCCAGAAGUUUCAUCUUAAUAAAUUGUGCUGUGCAGUUCAAAUACCCUCAUCCCAUAUUCUGCUGUUUUUUCAUAUGUGUCAUUCAUGUAAUCUGUAACCAUAAACAAGAUUUUUCAUUUCAGUAGUCACAAUUACUACAGAACCUCUUCCAAGGCUCCACACCAGUUCCCAUUACAACUGAUGCCAGAAAGCAAAUAAGCUUUUCUAAGAUCAAACCAAAGCUGCUUCACUUAACAUGUCAUGAAGCGUAAGUUAGGUUGAAACAAACUCUCAGAGGUCCAGUACAGACAUCAUCAUCCCAUUGCUUGUCCCUUGUGACCUGUUACCUAGCGCUUCAGCUUUCUUGGUCCUCUCUCAUCCAGUGGUUCUGUGAUGCUGGCAUACACACCUCAUGAAGGGUGGGAACUUCUCCUCCAUGUGCACUUGCAUUUCGGUCUGCAUCCUGAAGGAGCUUUUCAUGCAGGUUUUCCAUUUUGUGUAACUGCAGGAGGCACCAUUCGUGAUGUAGUCUGUUAAUGAAUUUGUGUAUGGCUCUGGUCCUGUCUUGAGG